Molecule: messenger RNA, 1426 nt
Organism: Dioscorea cayenensis subsp. rotundata (Guinea yam)
Lineage: Eukaryota; Viridiplantae; Streptophyta; Magnoliopsida; Dioscoreales; Dioscoreaceae
Exons: 6
Coding region: 138-1211 (357 amino acids)
Cellular component (GO): nucleus
Source: RefSeq, a predicted model, not a curated record
AGAGAGAGAAACCAGAGAGAGAGAGAGAGAGAGAGAGAGAGAGAGAGAGAGAGAUCGAAGGCGGGGAGGGAGAAACCCCGAAAAAAAAUUCGAGCUUUUUGAAUCCCCAAUUCCCUCCAUUCUUCUCCCUUCCUUGAAUGAUCCAAGCUCCACUCCAGAUGGUGACCGACAAGGAGAUCGCCAGCUGCGUCGAGUCUCUGCUCCGCCAGGCCGGCCCUGCCGCUGGCGCCCCUUCGGUUGAUGCCAUUGUCCGCCAGCUCGAGGCCAAGCUCGGCGUCGAUCUCUCGCAUAAAGUGUCGUUCAUACGCGACCAGAUCCAGCUCCUCCUUGGCCCCGCCCAUCACCCCCAACCCCUCCCCCAGUUCCACCCUUAUGCCACCGCUCAGCCCUACUCUUCUCUCCCUGGUGCUUCGCCUUCGCCGUUCGCUCACCUCCCUCAUCACCAUGAGCUCGCUUUUAGAGCCCCUUCACCCGUUGUUGUUCAUGCCGCUAACCAGCACCAGCAGCUGAUGCAGCAUUCGCAUGUUGCCUUGGCGAGGCCUGAGGGCUCGGUUGGGGCUGUUUCGCCUGUUGCUCUGAGGCCGAUUGCUGUGAACCCUAAAGAAAGCGCUCCAGCACCAGCCAAGCGCAGAGGUGGCCCUGGGGGUUUAAGCAAGGUUUGUGGUGUUUCACCUGAACUGCAAGCUAUUGUUGGUGAGCCAACCAUGGCACGAACCCAGAUUGUGAAGCAGUUGUGGGCCUACAUUCGGAAAAACAAUCUUCAAGAUCCUAAUAACAAGAGGAAGAUUAUAUGCAACAAUGAACUGCGUUUGGUUUUUGAGACUGAUUGUACUGACAUGUUCAAGAUGAACAAGCUGUUGGCUAAGCAUAUCAUACCACUUGAAGCUACAAAAGACCAAGCUCCAGCCUCUAAGCGAGCAAAAACUGAAUCCUCAGAAGUGGCUUCUGAAACCAAACCUGAUGUUGAUCAGUGUGCUGUGGUUAUAUCGGAUGCACUAGCCACAUUUUUGGGAACUGAACAAAAGGAGAUGCUUCAGUCUGAGGCUUUGAAACGCAUUUGGGAUUACAUAAAAGAAAACCAGCUUGAGGAUCCAACCAACACAAUGAUGGUACUUUGUGACUUUAAACUUCAACAACUUUUUGGAUGUGAAAGCCUUUCAGCGUCGGGAAUCUCAGAAAUGUUGGCACAACAUUUAAUCAAGCAAUCCUGACCAGCAGCAUUUAACUGAUGUUGCAUUUCUGUGGAAUCUAGUUGGUCUAACAAAAUAGAACAUACUCUAUGAAACAAAAACAAAGCAUUGUUUUAUUAUGCUUCAACUGUUUGUAUUUGCUUGCAUUAUGUAGCCUUUCUUUCUUUUUCUUUUGAGAUGCUGUAGUUUACUCUGGUGGUAAUAGAAAGAAAAAGUGUCGAUAGUUUCUGCGCUAA